Molecule: messenger RNA, 2362 nt
Organism: Cladophialophora immunda
Lineage: Eukaryota; Fungi; Ascomycota; Eurotiomycetes; Chaetothyriales; Herpotrichiellaceae
Exons: 3
Coding region: 133-2109 (658 amino acids)
Biological process (GO): protein transport to vacuole involved in ubiquitin-dependent protein catabolic process via the multivesicular body sorting pathway; Golgi to vacuole transport; Golgi to endosome transport
Cellular component (GO): trans-Golgi network
Molecular function (GO): ubiquitin binding; phosphatidylinositol binding
Source: RefSeq, a predicted model, not a curated record
UAGUUGGCCGCAGGCUGAAUGCGCGAGUGAAUGCCCGAGUCCGGCACGUCUUGAACAGGAGGAGAUUCCUCUCCCAAUAACCACGACUGCGAUCAAUUUCAAGAGACAUACGCCUCAACGCUAGUCAAGGUCAUGGAAGCCACCUCUGCGAGGAUGGCGUCGCGAAAUCAAUUUGUCUUCGACGGCUUCGCCCCGCCUCGUUCAACCCUCCAGCGCUUCAUAUAUAAUGCCUGCGACCCUAUCGCCAACCUAGAACCCAAUCUCGCCUUGAACCUCGAGAUUGUCGACCUGGUCAACUCCAAGAAAGGCAAUGCCCCGCGUGAGGCCGCAUUCACCAUUGUACAGCUCAUCAACCACCGAAACCCGAAUGUGUCUUUAUUGGCCUUGUCAUUACUUGAUAUCUGCGUCAAGAACUGCGGUUACCCUUUCCACCUCCAAAUCAGCACCAAGGAAUUCCUCAACGAGCUCGUCAGACGAUUUCCUGAACGGCCCCCCAUACGGCCCACGCGGGUGCAGAGCAAGAUCUUGGAAGCCAUUGAAGAAUGGCGGUCGACGAUAUGUCAAACAUCGAGGUACAAGGAAGACUUGGGCUUUAUCCGAGAUAUGCACAGGCUUCUUCUAUACAAGGGAUACAUGUUCCCAGAGGUGCGGAGAGAGGAUGCUGCCGUCUUGAACCCUAGCGAUAACCUCCAGUCGGCCGAAGAGAUGGAAGAGGAAGACCGAGCGGCACAAUCAGCCAAGCUACAAGAACUGAUUCGGCGAGGACGACCUCAAGAUCUACAAGAAGCCAACAGACUCAUGAAGGUCAUGGCUGGAUAUGACACGAGGCACAAGACCGAUUACCGAGCAAAGGCAGCGGAAGAGGUUGCAAAGGUCCAGCAAAAAGCCAAGAUAUUGGAAGAGAUGCUUCAAAGCCAUCAACCCGGCGACAAAUUCGGCGAUGGCGAUGUUUUCGAGGAAUUGGCCGGUGCGCUUCAGAGCGCUCAUCCCAAGAUCCAAAGGAUGUGCGAGGAAGAGUCGGACGAUGCUGAAGCGGUCGCAAAGCUGCUUGAAAUCAACGACAGCAUCCACCGGACGAUUGAAAGGUACAAGCUGAUGAAAGCUGGCGACAUUGAAGGAGCCAACAGGAUCGAAAAGGGGACUCUGGGCACCACGACCGGGGUGGGCAAAAAUGCAGCAAACGAAUUGUCGUUGAUUGAUUUCGAGCCGGAACCCCCAGCAGCUCCAACAGUACCGACACAUACGAAUGGCUCCCUUCUUGAUGCUGGCCCUACUUCAUCAACCGCACAGCACAAACCAACAACAGUUGAAGACGACUUACUAGGGCUAUCGCUGGACGAUCCCGGUGCCGGCACACCAGGUGCGAUUUCUCUAGGACCAAGCACACAUUUUUCAGCUCCAUCAGGGUCGAUCUUCUCAAACACCGCCUCAAAUGUCGCCCCGAGCCAGCCGACAGUGUUCCAAACUUCAUCUCAGACGUCCCCGAAACCCAAUUACGAUGCUUUUGCAUCACUCAUCAGCGCCCUCCCUUCUUCCAAACCUGCAACUCCAGCACCUAUGGCGCAGCCGCCGCGACCAUCGAGUCAAGCACUGGCCGACCCAUUCGCAGCACUGGUGUCGUCCAGUUCGCGGCCUGCGACGCCUUCAAGACAUGCCAACCCACCGCACCCAUCAACACCGCCAGCUACGGGGAUAAGCCAAGGACCGUCUGCACCGGCUGAAGACGAGUGGACAUUCGAGUCGUCGUUGCCCGAACCGCAGACAGUACAGGUGCUUUCAUCACCUCUCGGGAUCGAGUUUGAAGCUCGACGGACACCAGGACAGCAGGUGAUCCAAAUAACGGCGCAUUUCUCCAACACGACGCCGCAAAGGAUCAGCGGCUUACAUUUUCAAGUUGCCGUGGAGAAGAGCUACUCACUCCACCUGAAGCCGCAAAGUGGGCGCGAAUUGGCUCCCAGCACGCAUCACUCUGUCCAGCAAGAGAUUUUGCUCAAUGGAGUGCCAGCAGGAAAGGGCAACCAGGUCAAGAUGCGUUUCAAAGUAUCUUACGAAUUGAAUGGACAACCACAAGAACAGCAGGGCAAUGUUCCGCCGCUGGGAGUUAGUUAACAGCCACACAGGGUUUGAUGAGUUGCUCCAAGACUAGAUACCACGUGAAGGCGUAUGCAAGGGGGCAACAUGAUACUAGCGAGCUGCGCCGUGCGUCGUACCAUUCACGCUCGGACGCAAUAGGGCGAUACUUUGAGUUGGUAGAGUUCCCCGUCGAAGCCAUAGUGGCGGGACGCAGAGGAUGGAAUGCAUUAUUAUUCUUUGUAUGUAGCGCGCCCGUGAAAUGGGGUUCCCUAAGGUUUUCCCAACAUUA